AUGAAUCAUCUGUUGUCGCAAUACCGUGCAAUGAAUACCGCGCAUCUAACGAUGGACGAAAUGAACUAUGAACUUAAAAUUCGCAAACUAGCACGAGACGCUUCACGUAGUCAGCUAGAAAGAACACUUAGAAAUCACCUGAAAGAAGAAAAGAAUCAAUCGAAUAUUGCCUUUGAAUUUGUAGGUGAAUCAGUUGUCGACGGAUUAAUGAAAUGCAAUGAAACGGUGAACAGUAUAAAAACGGGGUUAGAGAGUCGGAGAAGCAAAACUGCUCCCGACAAAGGUUUUAAAAUUAGAUUGUUGCACGUACUUUUCCGUUUAGAACGACUAAAAAUGUACGCGGAAGAGGAAGAAGAUCUGAACAGCUUAGCUAUCGUGGCGGGAGACUGUGUUAAGUUACUAAAUGUUUACUUUUCAAUUACUUCACAUCUCUCAGAAGUACGCGAAGCAGAGAUAGCAAUAAUUAACGAAAGUAUAAAUCAAGCUCUUCAAACAGAUGAAAAUGAGAACACAAGUAGGGAAAGCGUAAGACAAGAAGUCGUAGAAGAGCACAACGAGGAAAUUAAAAAUGAAAACUCACGAGAGAAUGGAGAAGAAAACGUAUCGAGUGAGGAAGAAAGCGAAGUUGAACAAGAAAAUUUACCGAUCGUAGAAAACACGUUGAGGAAUAAACAGAAAAAUAUAACGAAUCGUGAAAAACAGUUAGCAGAAGAAAACGAGAAUUUGCUGGUAGCAGUACAGCAGUUAAUGAACCGAAUUAAAGCAUUAGAAAAUCGAAUUGAGAAUGGGAAAAAUAGGAAGUUAAUAAAAACUAGCAAUAGUACAGAGGGAGAAGAGAAUGGAAAUUCAAGCGGCAGGAGAAAUGAGAAGCAAACCGACAAAACAGAUUUUUUGACGUGGUUGAAAACGAGGAACAGUUCUAUGAACAGUUUGGAAACCACUGACGAGAAUAAAGAAAGACCGAAAGCAAAAAGUGUUGCAUCAGAAAGCGAUAAGUCAAAAGCGAAUUAUAGCCGAUUGCCCGUGCACAAAUGGUCAGUUCGUUACGACGGCAUGGACAACGGAAAGAGAUUAAAUGAAUUUCUGAAAGAAGUGGAAUUCAAUGCACGUUCAGAAGGAUUUACGGAAGAGGAACUUCUCGUAAGAGCACAUCACUUGUUUUCUCACAAGGCUCGUUCAUGGUUUAUGGAAGUUAACGGAAAUAAUGAAAUUGGAUCAUGGCAGGAGUUAGUACAAGAAUUAAAAAACGAAUUUUCACCUAUCGAUAUGGAUUACGUGUAUGAAAAGCAAGCAAAUAAUCGUAGACAAGGACCCAGGGAAAAAUUCCAGGAUUAUUACUCGGACAUGGUUAGAAUCUUCCGGGGAAUGUCCAAUCCUUGGGAUGAGAAACGAAAGUUCGACGCUCUGUUUCGCAACACUCGCGACGAUUGCCGAAAUGCCAUGCUGGCUGCCAACAUCAUGACACUACCUAAAAUGAGGGAAUUUGGUAAGAGGUUCGAUGCAAUAAAUUGGCAAAUGUACCAAAGGAGGGAAAAUGGAUACAUGCCAAGAACAACACAAGUUGAAGAAAUAGGACAACAGAGACAGUGUCAGCCACGACGAGAAUACCGUUACACAGACAAGCAACAGGAUAGAAAUAAUCAACACCAGAAGUUCAGUCAAGAAUUCACCAGAAAUAUGCCGAAGAAAUCAUGGCAAAAUAAACCAGCAAACGGGGAACAACAUAACGAGCUGAGAGUAACGUCCCAAAAACAGAAAACGAACUUACAAAUCUCCCCCCAGGUAGACAAGCAACAACCAGGGCCCAGUGGAACCAGUGCUCUCCAACGGAUCGUCAAAGCAUAUGUCCCAGUAAAACGAGCGUUGCGGAUUUCCUGGCUUUUCAACAAACAAUUGCCCUUACUGCGAAGCAAAAAACUACUCGAGGACUGCUCAGUGAGGCGAGCUAGUCGAAAUAGAAAGUUCGAAAGACCUCAUGAUAGAAACAAUGCUGAUCCCACCGAAAUUUUAAUGCAACUCGGAUGUUCGCGAGUGGGCGAAGAGAAAAAGGACAGCGAGAUUGUCGAGGAGGGAGAAAAUUGUUUAAUUGAAAAUGAAGAUAAUUUGAGUGACGAACAGAAUGAACAAUUAGCGGAGGUGAAAAUACUAUUCUUAGUAGCUAGCCCUGGAAAUUUCGGCAAAACCGAUGUAUUGGAACAUCACAUCGUACUGAAAGAAGAGUACCAGCAAGCGGACCCCGUAAGGAAAAAUCCCUACCCUUGGAGUCCGCAAAUACAACAGAAGAUACAUCGUGCUGUGGAUAACAUGAUACGAGACAACAUCAUCGAGCCAUCCAAUUCGGACUGGGCUUUACCAAUCGUUCCGGUUAAAAAGAGAGACAGCGAGGAAUUUACCCCGCAUAAAGUAAUCUUUGGGCACGAAAUUGUGAGCAGAGGCACGGAUCAUCGCCUGGAGAAGAACGAAAACACGAAUGAAGAGGAGAAGAUGAGCAACAUGAAAGUUGUAAGCAAGAAAAUUUGGGAGAUAGUGACGGAAAAUUUGAGAAAGGCUAGUGAAUCGACGAAGCAGCGGUACGACCUACGUCACAAGACCAACUCACCUAUGUUUAACAUUGGGCAGUGUAUAAAAAAACAUUCCGUCAAUCUUCGGCAGGAAACAAUUUUAACGCCAAAUUGGGCCCUCCAUACACCCAGUGCAUCAUCGUCGCCCGAAGAGGAUCUAGCUCGUAUGAGGUAUCCGAUAUGA
This is a messenger RNA of Wyeomyia smithii (pitcher-plant mosquito), 2745 nucleotides long. RefSeq lists its product as uncharacterized. Bases 1 to 2745 code for a protein of 914 amino acids. The record is from RefSeq and is a predicted model, not a curated record. NCBI's taxonomy places the organism in Eukaryota, Metazoa, Arthropoda, Insecta, Diptera, Culicidae. The transcript has 3 exons.